Molecule: messenger RNA, 285 nt
Organism: Macrosiphum euphorbiae (potato aphid)
Lineage: Eukaryota; Metazoa; Arthropoda; Insecta; Hemiptera; Aphididae
Source: the annotation of a GenBank genome assembly
AUGAGUGAAUUCCUUAGCAAAAAUGGUGUAUUUCAUAUUAGAACUCCACCAUACAACCCCUCUUCGAAUGGGGCAGCGGAGAAUACAGUUAAAACUUUUAAACAAUUCUUAAAGAAAUGUGCUAAAAAUACUGACAUGGAUACUAAUAUUUGUAAUUUUGUUUUAACAUAUAAUAGUACUAAACAUUGUGCGACUGGAGUUAGUCCAGCAGAGUUGCAUUUAGGCAGGCCUUUAAAUACAUCACUUGAUAGAUUAGUACCUUUUGCUAAACAUAAAUAUAAUUAA